This is a messenger RNA of Ornithodoros turicata, 847 nucleotides long. RefSeq names its product large ribosomal subunit protein uL22m-like. Gene Ontology annotation, molecular function: structural constituent of ribosome. Gene Ontology annotation, biological process: translation. Bases 150 to 803 code for a protein of 217 amino acids. NCBI's taxonomy places the organism in Eukaryota, Metazoa, Arthropoda, Arachnida, Ixodida, Argasidae. The record is from RefSeq and is a predicted model, not a curated record. Gene Ontology annotation, cellular component: mitochondrial large ribosomal subunit; ribosome. The transcript has 2 exons.
CUAGCAAAGUUGUACUUCCGCUAAUGGCGGCUGCAUCGUAUUUUUUUCCCCCUUGGAAGUAAACAGUAAACUCUAGCUCCUAACCACGGCUCCCAAGUAAAGUGGGGCAUAAAAAAUGUCAUAUUAACAAAAGAAGCUCAACAAGUGCAAUGUUCUCACUGUGCCGGUCGGCGCUUCAGCGUGUCAUCUUCACGCCCGCUCUGAAGACCUCUCUCAGCCCAUCAUUUAAUCUCGUUCAAGAAACUCUGAACGCAAACUUCGCGACAUCACCUGUCACCUUCAAAGAACCAAUUCCGACUCCUCGAAAAUGGCCUUCGCAGAACAAGAUAGUAUACCCUCCUCAACAACCCGGAGAACCCCGACGCGAGGCCUGGGUAUGCCACUAUAGAAACCAGAUCAAAUAUUCUCCAAAGAAGCUCCUCGCCCUCUCGCAGUUCGUCCGCGGCAUGUCUGUAGACGAGGCCAUUAAGCAGCUUGAAUUCAUCCACAAGAAAGGUGCAAAAGUCAUGAUAGAAGUCUUGAAGGAAGCCCAGGAGAUGGCCGUGAGGGACCACCACGUAGAAUACAAGUCAAACUUGUGGGUUGCAGAUUCGUUUGUGGGGAAAGGACAGUACAUAAAAGGAUUGCGGAGAAAUGCGCGGAGGAGGAUCACAAUUUUGAAGUACAGGUACUGCCACUACUUUGUGAGGCUGGUGGAAGGCAAACCACCGGAGUACAUUUACAGCCCACCCAAGACUGCAGAAGAUAAGCUGAAAGAGUACAUGCAAGAGCUGCGAGAUAGGCGCAUUACCCACGGGAUGUAGGGCAAUUUUGGAAUGUAGCUUAGUAAACCAGGUUCUGUGCUUGG